UUGUGAAAAAAAAGUCAGAGUGCAAAAAAUCCCAUGCCAUUUCGAGGCUGUAUAUAAACAUCUGCGUUAUAAAUAAGAUCUAAUAAAAGAUUUUGUGUGAAACAGAGUUGCUGUCGUUGGAACACAACCAUGGGAGGACAAGCAAAGGCUAAAAAGAAAGAGAAACCUAAAAGAAAAGAGAACCGUAAAGGUCCUGAGAGCACAGCAAUGUCACCACAGGACAGGAUGAAAGCCAGGAUGCAAGAGAGAGCCAAAAAGAAGACGGCUGAAAAAUACUCCAUUGAUCAGUUACUAGAAAAGACAGAAGAAUGCAUGGACAAUUUUGACUUCCCAAUGGCGAAGAUGUUUUGUCAACGUGCUCUAGACAUUGAGCCUACCAACCUGACCGUUCUGGACAUGCUCGGAAACAUCUGCGCUGAGCUUGGGGACAUGGAUAAAGCCAAACAAGUAUUUCUGAAAGCGGUGGAUUUGAGUCCAGAGGAAGGCCACAGUAAGUACAUGUACCUGGGUCAGAUUCACACAGGCGCCGAGGCUGUGCAGUACUUCAGCAAAGGCAUUGAAGUCAUGCUGAAAGCCAUGGACAAGCAAGCGCAAGAGGUUAGCAGUAUGGGAGCUGCUGCUUUACCAUCUGAGUCUCCCAUUACCGAAAAGGACGUGUCCGUGGCCUUCUGUUCCGUUGCCGAGAUCUUCUUCACUGACCUUUGUAUGGAGGAGGGAGCAGCCGAGCGAUGUAAGGAGGCUAUAGAGAAAGCUCUGCACUAUGACCAGAACAAUCCUGAAGCUCUGCAGUUAAUGGCUAGCUACCUCUUCAGCACUGAGAAACCUGAGGAGGGCCGUGACUACCUGAUAAAGAGUGUGUCGUCAUGGUUACCGAGUCGAGAGGAGGAGGAAGAAUGUUCCGCAAGCUUAGAGCAAGAUGAGGAUGAAGAGGAGGAGGAAAAAAGUAAACUCCCGCCGUACGAGUCCCGAAUUACAACAUCCAAACUGCUGAUAGAGGUUGAGGAGUUUGAGAUGGCCACAGACGUGUUGGAGGGUCUGCUAGAGGAGGACGAUGAGGUUGUACAGGUGUGGUAUUUAUUAGGAUGGUUGUAUUAUCUCCAACUGGACAAGCCCGGUGCUUCAGAAGACUCAGAAAGCUUGAAAAAAUCAGCCAGGAUCUACCUUACCAAAGCAAAAAAGCUCUACAUAAAGCUACAUUGUGAUGACGCGCCCAUGUCGGAGCACACUGAGCAGCUGUUAGGUGAACUUGGUGGAGAACUGGUCGCUGAAGAUGAUGCGGAUGAAGCCGGACCUUCUGUCGAUGACAUUGGGGAUGACUUCAUUCAGAGCAGUGAGGAUGAGGAUGAUGCUGAUGAUGCUAUGGAGCACUGAAUAAAUCUCCAGCAAAUGUUCUUCUGUUCCUUUUCUACUUUGUUCUCUGUGGUGACUGUUUAAAGUUAAGAACAGACGUGUGUUUAUCCAGAGAUAUGUCAAGAUUUUGAAGAAUAAUAAAGGUCUCAUCUUUUGUCAUUUCUCACUGUGUGGUGACUGUAAUAAUAACAUUUUAAUCAUGUUACUGAGUCAGAAAUGGCAUCAAUGAUUAAAAACUGCUUUUUAAAUCAAA
This is a messenger RNA of Tachysurus fulvidraco (yellow catfish), 1603 nucleotides long. Its product is annotated as probable assembly chaperone of rpl4. Gene Ontology annotation, biological process: cell division. The transcript is spliced from 11 exons. Gene Ontology annotation, molecular function: protein binding. The record is from RefSeq and is a predicted model, not a curated record. NCBI's taxonomy places the organism in Eukaryota, Metazoa, Chordata, Actinopteri, Siluriformes, Bagridae. The coding region runs from base 130 to 1371 and encodes 413 amino acids.